Macrobrachium nipponense is the source of this 11736-nucleotide messenger RNA. Its product is annotated as protein tramtrack, beta isoform-like. The record is from RefSeq and is a predicted model, not a curated record. The transcript is spliced from 5 exons. Bases 181 to 1635 code for a protein of 484 amino acids. Gene Ontology annotation, molecular function: protein binding. Gene Ontology annotation, biological process: regulation of transcription by RNA polymerase II. Gene Ontology annotation, cellular component: nucleus. NCBI's taxonomy places the organism in Eukaryota, Metazoa, Arthropoda, Malacostraca, Decapoda, Palaemonidae.
ACACGUAAUACAUACAAGCGAAAUAGGUAUCGAACAGAGUAUUAUACUGCGGACGCCACAGUUAGCUUUUUCCUAUUGUGUUUUUCCCAAAUUUAUGACAUUUGCGCUUCUGUUAUUUGGUGCAUUUAAUGCGGACUUCCGCGCUUUGACCUAAGAGUUUGAGUGAAGACAUCUGCAAAGAUGGGGGAGGAUUUCCUCUCUUUGAAGUGGAACAACCACAAACCGGCAUUUUUUCAUUUAUUGAAAAUAUUAAGGGAAAAGGGUUGUUAUUCUGAUGUGACGCUAGCUUGUGGAUCAAAGUUUUUUGCAGUCCAUCGUUUGGUUCUUAUGGCCUGUAGUGAUUUCUUUAUAGAAGUGUUUGAUCAUACUCACUGUCAAAAACCUGUUAUUGUACUUAAAGACAUCAAAGGCCAAGAACUUGAGGCUUUGUUAGAUUAUAUGUACCUAGGGGAAGUUGAGGUUCAGCAGACUGAUCUUCCUGGUCUCAUAAAAGCUGCAGAGUGCUUGAAAAUUAAAGGCCUUGCUGUUCCUGAUGAGGAUCCAACUCAGCCUGCAAAGGGUGAUACUAGCCAGAAGGCUGGUGAGCGUCCAGCAAAGAGAAGGCGUCAGGAACGGGAAGUGAGGGAAAGUGAUCGUGGUAGUGUUACAUCUCACAGUACUGAACGAUUAGAACUCAGGGGCUCACACACAACUCAGACUAAUGCUGUUCCACAGUAUGCACAUCAUAGGACGGAUAUUGAAAUUAUUCAGGGAAGUGAUCAAGACAUUAACCCUAGUACAAUUACUGUGUCUCAUACGGGAGGUGAGACCCACCUUAUUUCUCAUGAUACUACUUCAAUUGUACAACGAACAGAUGUGCUUCAGGUGCAUCCAGAACAGACUUCCUCCCCGAAUAGAAUACAGACGCAUGAGGCUCAUCUCGAGCAAGAGUCUCAUAUGCACCAUGAUACCACACAAGGACAACACAGUGAAAGUAAAGAGUUAGAAAGUUUUACUCAUAGUGCGCCAGAAAUAAAAGUUGAACAUUGUGAAUUAGAAGAAGAAAUUGAAAAUGGUACACUAAAAAGUGAAGUGACGGAAAUACAUACUGAUCCAAUGAGUGAAACUGCUGCCGGAGUGGGUGAGUUUUCACACUUUAUGACAGCUGAAGAGAACUUAGCCCACCACAUGUUUCAGCAAGCCCAGCAGGCCGGGCCAUCAGGACUUCACAGACCGACCGGCCGUGAGGGCAGCACUGAAACUGGUGGAGAAGACGUUAAUAUAAACCGUGGUGGUGUGGUGGGAGGUGGAAUGUAUCCAUCCCACCUUUUAGCUGAAGCAGCACCUGAAAGUACAUCUACUACUGUCACAAACCAGUCGGGUCUGGUGAUGACAGAGGGUCCGGUGGUACGUGAUGAACAAGGGAGGCUGUGCUACCGUUGCCUCUACUGCCCCCGUAUUGAUUCCGACAAGAGCAAGUGGAGAAGACACCUACGUACUCACACGGGAGAAAAGCCUUAUCAGUGUACCAAGUGUCCUUACAGAGCAACUACAAGACAUGCAGUUGUACGGCAUGACAAGUUUAGACAUUCUUUGGAAGGGUGUUCUGGGGGACUUGGUAUCACAUUAGGCGUUAGGGCAGAAGAAAAACAUUAGAAUGGGCUUUGAGAAGUCUUCAGGUAAUCAUGCCUGUAAUGAGUCAGUAUUGGUUCUUAAAUAUCUGAUUGCAGAAUGUCUUCAGGUGUUUUAGUAAAAUGAAGUGAUGAUUAUAGAACCAUACAUUAAUGUAGGGACAGUGCUUUUUCUGUAGGAAAUUGAAGUUUUUAUAGCCAUAGUUUUCAUUAAGUGAUAAUGAAAAACUCAUUUUCUUUUAAUAGGGCCCUGUAGUGUUGUAGUAGUCUUCAUUGUUUUCCAAUACAGUUGCAUUUUUUGCAUUCAAUUUGUACUGUAGCCAUUUUCUAAAGGAAAAUAGCAUAGUUUCUGUUACUGAUUCUGUGUUCAUGGUAAAGCUUUAGGUGUGAUGCUCUUUAAUGUAAUUAAAGUUUUUUAAUCAAACCAUCCAAGAUAGGAGUUAAAAAAAUUGAAAAAUGCAAGGAUUCAUAUUUUGAAUAGAAGAGCAAUUUGCAAUUUGGAAAUUAGGAUUUAGUGAGUAAUUUUCAGUUCUCAUGGCAUAAAUAUUCUUUCACAAAUGUUAAUCAUUUUAUAGUGUUUUAUGUAUGCCUUAUAUGAGGUAUGCAAAUGCAAAGGAUGAUCAUUCAACAUUGGUAAAAGAUUCUACUUGCUAUAGCACGAGUUUCUGAAUGAGGGCAAGUUUCUCACCCAUACUAUUUUGUAAGCUGUAAGGGUCUUGUAUGUUUGCUAUCUAGGCUCCUUAGUACGUACACAUUUGUGUUAUACUGAUUUUUAUGAACUGAUAGACAGGCAUUGCUUCUUGAGUAUUUUGUUGGCUUAUGAUGCGAAGAGGUAGCAGGCUAGAACAUAUUGGUUCUGGGAGGCAAGCUUUAAUCACCUUGAAUCCCACUGUUCAACACUAUUUCCUCUCUGUGAAAGAUCAUGAUUUACUCUAAUUCUAGAAAUCAGCAGUGGCUAUCACAUUUCUUUUUAUAUAUAUAUUAAUACCACGUGUACUUGGAUAUGAAUACAUACCUUCAUUGAUCCAUGUACAGAUACCCGGGUAAUGCCUGCAUUAUAAAAAAACACCUUUUCUUACCAUAUGGGAAUUUCAACAUCUGUAUGUACUUCAGUUUGUCCAAUUUCUUCAAGUUUUAAAAUGUUAGCCCUGGUAUCCUUUGAGCUAAAUAAUUAGGGACCAUAUAUGACUUACUGAGAAUAAUUUGUUUUGCUAUUGAUGACACUGUUGCAAUAGUCUUGCAUUUAAACUUGGAUGAUUGCUUUAUUUGUGCAAGGUCCAUUUUCUCAUUUAGAAGUUAGGCCUCUUCACUUAAAACCAAAUAUCAAGGGGAUAAAGCAUAUCCUGACAUCAUCAUACCCACUACUACACUAGUAUACCUAGGUGGCUUUUCAGGGCUUUCUUCCUUCUUUCUCCAGUUUUUGUCACCAUAUUGGUUAUCUUGUGCUAGAUAUGUUCUCUUACAGUAGGUCCUCUGAAAGCCAUGAUAUUCAAGACAUCAUCAAUGUUUUUCAUUGACUAUUGAUCUUCCUGAAUGUGAUCUUAUUACAUAGCACUGAAAUAGUUCUCUCUCUCUCUCUCUCUCUCUCUCUCUCUCUCUCUCUCUCUCUCUCUCUCUCUCUCUCUCUCUCUCUCUCUCUCUCUCUCUCAGGUAGUCAGCUUGAGUACUAGAACAUUUUCCAAACGAGAUAUGUACUGUGCAUGCCAUCCAUGACUUUGAUUAGGGCAGCUAUAAACUGACUCUCACUAGUAUGGUCUCCACAACAAAUUAACAUGGCCAAAUAUUUUAACCAAAGGGAGUUCUAUUUUAUUUCACAUAAUAGUACUAGUUAAAACUUGCAUGAACUUUUUUAAUGUGUAAGGAAACUAUAGCAUCAUCCAGUGUUGGCAUGAACAAUAUGAGACUUUAAAUCUACCCCCCCCCAAAAAAAAAAAAAAAAAUAAAUAAAUAAAAAGCACACUCAGAACUUAACCAGAAGCAGGAUAAGCAGAUCUGGAGUAAACUUAAUUUAAGACUUCUACUUCUGCAAAGAGAAUGAACUCCAAAUGCGAUCAACAGCCAACAUGCUGUAGCAGCGAUAUUGAUAAAGAUACGUGUUUGGGAUAGACAAAAAAUUGAAACUAUCAAAUUUAUAACCAUUACAUUAAGAAAAAAAAUUAGCGAAGAAUGUUAGAGCAUAGGACUGCACCUUGAGCAAGACAAUCCAAAAGUAUUUUUUACAUAUAUGAAUGGUUUUCUAUAUGUGAAUGGUAGAAAACCAUUUAUAUGACAGGAACAGUGGGGCCUUUAAAAAAUAAAAAUGACAAUAUUAUUGGUAGUGGCAGAUUUAUUUAGUGAAUACUUUGAUAGUGUCACUUUAAGACGACAUCACAGAAAUAGUAUCCCAUUUAAUAUGCCAAGGGAGACAGAGGUGAUGAAAAAAUAAAAAGAUGAAAAUUAAGAAUUUAGCCAAAACAAUCUCCAUGUCUAGAUAUAAUCCACUUGAGGGUGAUGAAUGUAAAGAAUAACAGGGAAGGAUAGGAAACUGCAAAGUAUUGUACAAAUACUCAAGAACAUUUAUAAGUUUAAACUAGAGAACCACAACUAUUUUAAGAUUCCCUUUAACCAAUUUUCACCUCUCAUUUAAGUACAAAUCCUUUCACCCAAACCCUGUGACUAUAGAGUUGUGACUUAGUGAUCUUGUUUUACUAAUUUAUAAUAACAAUAAUCGCUCCAGUGUGAUCAAUAAUAUGAUAAUUUUUAUUGUACCAUACAGUGGUCUAGUUAGGUUAUCUACAGUGUGUGCUUCAGCCAGUCAUGUUCGUUUUCCCUUCUUAGGUGUAGCAGACAAAAAAUUAUUAAAAAGAUUAGAAUCCAAUGCCAAAAGAAAGCCAUAAUGUAUCUCUAUUACAUCUUUAAAAAUUUGGAAAGUUUGGAAUAUAGGAAAGUCUAUAAGGAAGAAAAUUCCAUGUCCAUACAUAUGUACCAAUGGUAAAGUUAACAUUAAAGUUCCUUUUAUUUGCAGCUAAGAAAACUCUUCUUAUGAAAUUGUUGAUAUGAAGUAGUGAAGGGAUAAUGGUAAUAUAUAUUUGAAAAAAGUACCACAUCUGUUUAGGCUUCUAAAAUGUAAAAGUAAAUUUAUAUGCCCAAAAAUGAAUAAAUUAAUUUUAAGAUAAUAGCUGCAAAAUAGUAAGUGGAAUUAAAAGAGGAAUGUUCAUUUAAACCUCAAAUUAUUUAUAUAUUUAGUCUGGUUUUUUUUCAUAUUAACGCAUCCAGAUUACAUGAUAUUCAUCUGUGAAAACCUGGGCCCAAUCAAUACAUAACAUUUAAUCAUCUUGAAAACUUUGGUCAUCUGCAACAUGUCAACAGUAUUUAAUGUUGUUUUUUCUACAAGUAAAUGAGAAAAUACAAUUAUUUGUAACCCUUUGCAGCAGUACAUGCCUUGCAUAUUGUAAUGUGAGAGGUGCUCAGGUAAACUGGAGUCAUUAGCAGACAGACAACUAGCAAGUUACUUUACAUUAGAUCUAGCAUUGGUUCACAUAUGUAACAUAGUUUUUGGUCAUCCAUUUCAUCACUAUGUAGUAUUACACAUAGUACUGUAGUUUGUUAAGAAUAUUAUUGCUCAAAUUAGUUUUUAAUGACAUUUACAGGAAUAGUUGGCAAAUAUGCUUUCUCUUUGUAGGGUUGACAGCUCAUGAGGGGACUUCAGCUUUUCCUUGUCGUAUCACUGAUUACACUGAAAGUGGAAGCAAUUUAAUCUUUAUAAAUGGGUAAUAUCUAUCACUUUUUAUCUAUCACUUUCGCUUUUUUCACUAACUGUGCAAUGAAUGUCAGUGAGAAAAAGUAAUUUAAAGAUGCUCUUUAUGAGGUAAACUGUGGCACUUGUUUAAUUGUAGUAAUUUUAUAAGAAUUGCAGAGAAAGGGGGUAAAGGUCAUUACCCUUGUUCUGUUUAGUAAUUGUGGAUUCAGUGGCAACCGAAUUUCUUACUUAGAUUAACACUAGGGAGGAAGUGUUAUAAAAGCAGAUGUUUUCCCCAAAAAGUACAGUUAUCCUUACUCUUUCAAGCCUCAAAAGAGCUAAUAGAACUCGCAGAAAGCUUUAAGGGACCUUAGACCCAGUAGUUUUUGUUUUAGGUAUUUCUGGUCCCAUACAGGAAAAUUAGAAAGUGAUCCCAUAAGUACUAUGGUUAUUUUUCUGUCUGUUAUUAUGUAUUUUAAUGUAUUUGCACACAUGGAAGUUUAAAUACCAAAGGCAUUUAAAGGCCAAUUGACUCAGAUGACACCUGUCAGAUGUUCAGAAAAAAUAUUUUUCUUUGAUUUUUGUCAAUACUUGUGUUCGAGAGGCUAACAAUGCUUCAGGGCAUUUGUCCUUGAAAUGUUUCCUACCCAUUUUCUAUGAUUGGUAAUUCAUCUCUAUUCAGUGACGUCACAAUACUAUUUUGCCUGCCUACAUGUGGCUGAGCAGAACUUGUCCCAUAAAAAAUAGUUAUUUCUUGAUUUUUCUUGCUAUUAUUUGUGAGAAUAUAAUACAGGCAGUCCCCGGCUUAUGACUUUCCGAGGUUAUGACGCUUUUCAAUUAUAUACCAGAUGUUAUUUCCGGGUUUACGACACAUGUUCCAGGGUUACGACACUUACAGCACCAAUUUGGCGGAAGAAAUAUAACUCCAAAAUUGCAAAAUAAUCAAUAUUUGAAGGUUUUUUUUAUGAACAAUGCAAUAAAAAUGCAGUUUACAUAGUUUUUAAUGCACCCAAGGCAUCAAAACUAAGGUUUUCUUAGGAUCUUUGAUGAUUUUCCAGCUUACAAUGAUUUUCGGCUUACGACAUGUCUCAAGAACGGUGGGGAACUGCCUGUACGUAUAUGUCAUUAAAUACAGCAUUACGAAUAUGUGAGCAAAAAUAAAAACUAAAAAAAAAAUAACCAUAAAGUGGCUUAUAUAGGAGGCCAGGCCAAUGAGGAAAAGCUUGAAACUGAAGAGAAAGAAAGGUCAUCUAGUGGAAAUUUGGCUAAAAAACAGUCUUCAACUGUUUGUUGCUCUUUUCAUGGCAGGGGGUGUGAACAUUUUUAGUUCCAAAUAAGAGAAACUAGUAAAACAUCCUGAUUAUGAUGCUAGAGCUGGUUAAUUAACCAGAAGUGUCUGCAAAUACUAUUGCCAAAACUUCACCAAAAAGUUUUCUUGACUUUAGGUGUCUUUUCUCAAAAGUAAAGUUUUACAGCUUAAAAAUUUAUAAGCCUCCGUUAAAUUUGAACUUAGAGAUAAUUCUUUUUGUUUUUUGUUUCUGAAAGGUUCUAGUUUCUUUUUCUCCUCAGUUUACAAUGCAAUUACUUUGACAGUGCAAAAGUUGACAGUAGGCCAUUUAGAACGUAUCAGUGUAGAGCAUAUUAUCAUGGGACAUCCCCUUGGUUUCUUUCUCCUAUUGUCUCCUCUGUCUACUUGAAGAAGACCCGUGUCAGACCUCUCUGCUACACUAUUCAACAGGAAACUAGAGGUCUACUGUUUAUAAGUCCCAGAUCUGUUUGGUGGGUGGAGGAUUCCCCUCUGCAUACAGGGAACAUUCUGGAAGGUUGAACGACAGAGUGCCCCACCACCCUUUCUUGAAACUCCUGAAGACCCAGGAAAGCUAACUUCAACCCUUGAUUGUCCCGUGCGCUCCAUGCCCCUGAGGACAGGAGCUCUUCGAGAUAAGCUCCCAAUCUUUGGAAGAGGGGGCCAGGAACAGGAGCAGAUUCGGAGUGGGUGGAUGGGGAGGAACUCCUAUUGUCAUGCUCAAGAGUCUUAGGAUUACCCUAGUAGCACCUUGUGGCCCCAUACUGAGUGGCCAAGAGAGAUUCCACCUUAGCACAACCUUCUCCCCCAGUCUCAUGUGUAGAGUUACCACCAGUUAGUAGGAUCUUUACAACUUCAUCUCUGGAGUCUGUCCAGUAUCUCUUUCAAGUGAGAGAUCUUUCUUGCAGAGCAGCAGCUCAGAUGGAAGGCUACUUCAGCUGUAUAUAUACAGGAUGAGCCGUCUGCUGCUGCGAUUGGUGUCAACAAAAGGAUUUUUUUCAACUCAGAAUUUCUGUUCAAUAGAUAAUGAAGUCUUGGAUAUUUUCACAGAACAAUGGAAAUUCUUUUUGUUUAUUUUGGUGAGGGGCUACAGGGCUGACUUGUGAUUAGUUCAUCCGAAGGAAGUGACAUCACUACCCUGAGAAUUCUCUUAUGUGGUUGAAGAACUUUGAACAGUCUUGUUUACCUAGGAAACCCAGACCUCCUAUGUGGGAUCUUAGUCUGGUACUGAGUAGUCUCACUCAAGCUCCUUCGAGCCCAUGCGUCGAUCAUCUUAUAGGAAGCUUACUUUGGAAACAGUUUUCCAUCUGACCUUGGCCUCCUUGGAAGAGUUUGAGAGCUCCAGGGUCAGGCUUAUGAUGUAGACUCACAAUGGGUUGUGGUCAGUAUACCUUUCGAAUUUGCCCCGGAAUUUGUGGCCGAGACCUAGAUUUCCCCGGUUCACAAUGACAGCCUGUGGUUUGUUCCUUACGGUGUGGAGUUUAUUAUCAGUAACCUUCAAGGGUUUUUGCUUUGACCUGUCAAAGCACUGCGUUUUUAUCUGAAGUACUCAUCACCUAGAGCUCUGUCUUCCAUACACUAACAAGAGCCUUCCGUAAAGGUAAGAGAGAUGUUAAAUGUUUAUUGAUCCAUUUCUUUAGUCAUUUAUAUUUAUUUCUCGUUUUUUGUAUGUAAAACUGUUUAUUCUUUUUUUUUAUUUUUAUAUGUCUGGAACAUUAAUUGGAUUUACAUUAUUCCUUAUGGGAAUUGUUGUUUCGGGUUUCAUACGUUUCGGACUUUGUGAGACAAUCUGGAAUGGAUUAUGUUCAAAAACCAAGGUUUCACUGUAGUUCUGUUUGACUUCCAUGUAUGCAAUGAAUCUAAACAUGUUUAAUUGUAUUUAAAACCAGUGGACUGAGCGUUAGAUAUCCACAUAUCUAACAAAGGCUUAAGUCGUCCUCUUUAGAAUUUUCAUUUUUAAGAAGAAUCAGGUGCUGAACCUCCACUCAGUUGAGGAUUCUCAUACCUCCCUCCAAGUGUAAGCCUAUCCCACUAUUAAGACUGAAGGUUUGUUCUGCGUAUGAAUAAAUGACAAAUAUUUUAUUAAUUUGUACUUUUCUUAGCUAACAAACCUGAGGUCUUAACAUUGACUGCCCACCUCUAGCCACUCCUCUUAUGUUUCAUCCUAGGUUGGAAGAAAGACUGAUGUGUCACUGGAUUCAAGUGCAGUCUGAAAUAAUGUUUUCCACCUCGACUACGUAUCGGAUGCCACAUGCCGCAGAUUCCUUACAUUUGCAAUUUUUUAUUGCUUUUAACUGGUUUCCAUCUGUCGCCAGAUUUAUUCUACUGUUAAGACCUCAGGUUUGUUAGCUAUGAAAAAUACAACUUAAUUAAAAAAUUUUAUUUUUUCUAUGUCUAUAAUAGUCUGCUUAAUCUAUUAGAACCAAUAGCCAAGAAUAUAAGCAUAAGCAAAUAAUUUAAACCAUUUUAUAAACUUGAAUGUACGUAUAUAGUUUUCAGUAUUAGUACUUAUGAAAAGGAGAUUGAUUUUUAAAUAGAAUAUCCUUGGUAGUUUAAGAAUUAUAAUUUUUCUCAUUUUUUUAUUUAUGUUUUAUAUAAAAUUCAGGUUUGUAUAAUAUCAGCUAAAUAACUAUUUUAACAAUUUUAAUGUAUGAUUAUAGAAUUGAAAAAAAAAUAAAUAUACAGGGGUCAUGAGUCACAGGGUCCCUUAAUACAGAAAACUUACACAUGAGACCGACAUCCAUGUAGCCAUUGCAUAAGUUGGAGAGAGAGAGAGAGAGAGAGAGAGAGAGAGAGAGAGAGAGAGAGAGAGAGAGAGAGAGAGAGAGAGAGAGAGAGAGAGUGUGUGUGUGAGUUUUUGGACUUACUAUAUCCAAACCAAAGGCAGAUCAAGUGUGGGUUUUUCUUUGAUGCCAGAGUAGUACAGAAUGAACUUGACAGCUUUUUUUUCCAAAUUUUGUAAACCCUAUCGUCAGGUUCAUGGGGACAUUUUUUGUUUCCCAUAAAAGAGGAUAUCUGUAUAUCCAGUACAUACACAUAUUUUUCAAGAACUCUCUCAGAGGAAGUGUCUUUGAUGAUAGGCAUUUUUAGGAUAUAAUUGAUAGGGACUUGACCAUCUUACCUCUUUAAAAAGUGAAAUGUGGAGUCGUCUUAGCUUCCUAAAGAUAUUGCUCAAUAAUUUCCAUUUCAUCACUUCACUUAUGGUGUCUAAGAUAUCACAUAAUGGUAUUGGAAUGUGUUAAGAGCCAAGUAAAUCACUGUACCUUGUCAUGACUUUUACUCAAGCAGCCUUAAUUCUGUUAUUAAGCCAUUGCAUGAAAGCUAGCCAUUCAUAAGAUAAAGAUAAGAAAUCAUGAUUUUAUUCAAUAUGUGUGUUAUUCAGUGAGUUUAAAAUAAAUUUUUAAAUUAUUUUGAAUCAUGUCUGUAAUUUUUAAGACAGUUUUAAUGGGUUCUAACAUUAACUUCAUUGUAAAUGAAACUCCUUUAUGGGGAUGGAACUUGCAUUCCAGUAAACAACGAUGAUAAUCUGCACCAGUUUUGAAUGAAUGGAUUAUAAAUGAUCCCGCUUGCAUGAUUGUUUGUUUCAGUGAAUAUUAAAGUUGUCAUGUUAUUUCUUACUUUAAUUAGAUUUUGGCUAUCUAGUUUGAACUAUAUUAACCUAAAGUUUUGAUGGCCAAGUUUGUUCAGGAGAUCCCAGCUUUAACAACAUCUGGAACUUUUUCAGUACAGUACAAAUUUAACCUUCAUAUUAUCUUCAGUUGUCAGAAACAUGAAUUAUGUUGGUUUUAAACCAAACAUUAUUUUAAAUAGAAGCAAAGUAUGUACAUAUUGAGCACAAUACUAAUACUAAACAGCAAUGUUUUUGCACUAUCAUGAAGCUAUAAGUUCUAUAAUGAAAAACUUGUAUAAAUUUGGGACUAGAUUUUACUUGCCAGUUUCUUCAAAACUCAGACUUUCCUUUUGCUUGGGUCUGUAGAUAAAUGUUAUAGGUGAAAGCAUUCACCUAAGUGGUUGAGGGUAAUAUACAGUGCAGCUGCUACAAGUAUUGUUGAAUUUAAUUAUUCACUAUAUGGUAUACUGCAGCUAUGUGCACUUCAACAUUAGAUAUGCUGUAGUUUGUAAUUAAUAUUGCAAUUAACUAGGGUUAUGAAAAAUAUUUUUGUUAUAGAGUGAUGGUACUUUACUGGAAAACAUUUCCUGAAAAUGUUUAAGCAGAUGUCAUAAGUAUUAUUGCCAUCAUAAAAUUAUUUUGUAAACAGGGCUUGGGCCUUCUGAAGAAAAGGAUAUCCAAACUUUGAGUUUGUCUUGAAAGCUGCUUACUAAUAACUAUUGCACUGUCCUCAGCUUCUCUUAUGCCUGUGCUUGAAAAGAAAAAUUAAACCUGUAAUGUACAUUUUAUUGUCCCGACUGUAUAGGAGUUAUUUACUGUAAUGCCCACACAAAAGUAAAUGAUGUACGAGACCUGAUGUCCUUCAAGCAGUAAGUUACGUAAACGAAGUAUGGGACCUGAUAUCCUUCGAACAGUAAAUUGACAGAACAUGCUGGCAAAAAUUAGCAGAUUAUAUUGUUAAUUAAUAAAUGGUAAUUUGUGUCAUGUAUAGUUUUGACAAACUUAAUUUUUGAAUGUUAUGUGUGCAGCAAAUUCAAGGCAUUUUGUUCAUUAGCACCAUAUUAUUGCAAUGUGACUCAUCAAAUCUUCUUUCAUAGACAUGAUAAUUAUUAUUGAUUGAAUGUUCUUUCAUGUGGACUUGAUCAUAUUCAUUAGAUGUAUAUUUACCUAUUAAUGUUUUGUUAAUUUUUUACAUAAAGAUAUUGCUAUUCUUUAUUUAGUGUUGUGAAUACAGUCAUUGCUAUUAGUAGAUUCUAAUGCAAAUUUUUUUAUAUGUGAACAUGUUUGCAUCUUGUUAUUACUGUCUUAUGCAGAUGUAAUAUUCAGAAUCAAAAACUUACCAGUAUGUUCUUCUCUGUGAGUUUUUAAAGUCCUGAUAACUUUUAUCUUGCAAUGUUGUGCAGUAUCUUUUUAAAAAUGAAUAAUAGAUACAAGAUAUCAGAACUCACAAAUAACCUUGUCAGAAAUUCAUAAAUAAAGAUAAAAUGUUUUA